Messenger RNA from Pygocentrus nattereri (red-bellied piranha), 12430 nucleotides. RefSeq names its product mitogen-activated protein kinase kinase kinase 11. Gene Ontology annotation, molecular function: protein binding; ATP binding; JUN kinase kinase kinase activity. The transcript has 10 exons. Gene Ontology annotation, biological process: protein phosphorylation; microtubule-based process; positive regulation of apoptotic process. Lineage: Eukaryota; Metazoa; Chordata; Actinopteri; Characiformes; Serrasalmidae. Gene Ontology annotation, cellular component: centrosome. The coding region runs from base 1128 to 4187 and encodes 1019 amino acids. The record is from RefSeq and is a predicted model, not a curated record.
GUACAGGCUGCGGCGCAGAGGACUCGGCUCGGCUGGGUAAUUGGCUGUUUUUGGCUGAAAAGGAGGACGAGGUCGGGUGUUUCGGAGUGAAAUCCGCGACGGCCGGGCGAGGUAAAGAGACGUCGGCCGCCAGAGCUCGUUUUUGGUCUUCAUAAACAGAGCGGACAAAGUUCUUCCUGUUCAAACUCGGUGGCAGUGAAGUGGUUUUUUUUUUGUCGCCGUGACUGACAGUGAGAGAGAAGGCGCGCGGAGGGUCUGCGAGGGGAGAAUGGCAGAAAUAAAAACAUCCGCUUCAGUUCGAAGUUUUAGUGAGACGCUUUUUAUAUAAAAGUAAUAAAAAGCCCUCUCUCUCUCUCUCUCUCUCUCUCUCUCUCUCUCUCUCUCUCUCUCUCUCUCUCUCUCUGAGCUGGCGCACUCUGAGCGCUCCUUUCCUGCCAUUCUUCUGCGCGCCUCUGCGCUUCCUGCUCGGACUGACCACAGCACUGGACGUCUAAAAAUACUGACAACUCAAAAUGGACAACUAACUGGACUUUUUUGCCCUCCUCCUCCUCCUCCAUCUCCAUCAUUCACGUAGAAACCCGUCCAUCUGUCCUUCUGCUUUUGGACACGUUCUGGUCUCCUUUGCUUUGGUCUUGCGCCCUGUGCCCCAUCCGUCUUACUUUUUUGACGUUUGGAUGGUCAACAGUUCCUUGGUUUCUUCAUUAACAUCAUUUCUGAUGCAGAACGUCUUGCAUGCGAGGUGUGCUCAUUUUCCUUCAGUGAUCUUUAUAGCUCAGAAGUAAGCCCUGAAGGAGCUGCAUGGAGUCUGGGUGGCCUUUUCCAAGUUGGCACGUACGCAGGAUCCCUUGAGUUCCUCUGGCCUGGAGACUGGAUUUCGGAAAGUGCUUGCUUUAAUGGAGCCUUAGGUCUGUGAUCUCCAUGUCCACAGGUGUUGGGGUGUUUCUGAGGAGUGCUCUGCCUGACCAUGGCUGCGUGGUAGUGCGGUGCUUGGCCUUGGAGCAGGGUGCAGAAGGCUCUAAUGAGCCUCAUAGAGGGCUUGGAAAGGGAGAGAGGCGCUGGAAAGAUCACACCUGUAACGAUCCCAACUGAAUCACAUUUUGAGCCACCUCGCGCAAAAAGAGCCCCCCAUGGAGCCGCUGAAGAGCAUAUUCACUCGCGGCCCUCUGGCUCACUGGAAGAGUCUGGAGGAAACUCAGAAGGGAAGCUUCAGCAACCCUGUAUGGACUGCUCUGUUUGAUUACGAAGCUUCUGGAAAGGAUGAGCUGACAUUACGCAAAGGGGACGUAGUGGAGGUCCUGUCUUUGGACUCUGAAGUGUCUGGAGAUGAGGGCUGGUGGGCUGGCAAAGUGAACAACAAGGUGGGCAUCUUCCCCUCCAAUUAUGUCUCGCUCAAGCCUGGUGGCUACGGCAAACUGACACCUGACGUAAGUGGUGUGGCGCACGAGCUGCAGUUUGAGCCAGAGGUGGUGGAUUUCCGGGAGUUGAGCCUGGAGGAGGUCAUAGGGGUCGGCGGAUUUGGGAAAGUGUACCGGGGCACCUGGAGAGGGGACCUGGUGGCCGUCAAGGCGGCCCGUCAGGAUCCGGACGAGGAAAUCAGUGUGACGGCACAAAACGUGCGCAAUGAAGCACGGCUCUUCGCCAUGCUGACUCACCCCAACAUCAUCGCCCUCAAAGGGGUGUGCCUGCAGGAGCCCAACCUGUGCCUGAUCAUGGAGUAUGCCUCUGGAGGGCCUCUGAGCCGCGCACUGGCCGGCAGACGCAUCCCGCCACACGUCCUUGUCAACUGGGCCGUGCAGAUCGCCCGUGGAAUGCUAUACCUGCACAGCGAGGCCAUAGUGCCGGUCAUCCACCGUGACCUCAAAUCGAACAACAUCCUCCUGGCUCAGCCGAUAGAGAAGGAUGGCAUCGAGGGUAAAACUCUGAAGAUCACAGAUUUUGGGCUGGCGCGAGAGUGGCACAAAACCACCAAGAUGAGCACAGCAGGCACCUAUGCCUGGAUGGCACCCGAGGUCAUCAAAUCCUCCACCUUCUCAAAGGGCAGUGACGUAUGGAGUUAUGGUGUGCUGCUGUGGGAGUUAUUAACAGGUGAAGCUCCUUACAGAGGUAUAGAUGGUCUGGCUGUAGCGUAUGGAGUGGCCGUCAACAAGCUGACCUUACCCAUUCCCUCCACCUGCCCAGAACCAUUUGCCCAACUCAUGUCAGAGUGCUGGGAGCAGGACCCCCACCGCAGGCCGAGUUUCGCCUCUAUCCUGGCUCAGUUGUGCGCUCUGGAGCAGCAGGUGAUGGAGGAGAUGCCCCAGGACUCCUUCCAUUCACUGCAGGAGGACUGGAAACUGGAGAUCCAGGACAUGUUUGAUGAGCUCCGCGCCAAGGAGAAGGAGCUGAGGUGUCGCGAGGAGGAGCUGAAGCGAGCGGCUCUGGAGCAGAAGUCUCAUGAGGAGUUCCUGCGUCUGCGGGAGGAGCAGCUGGCGCAGUGGGAGCAGGACGUGUUCGAGAGAGAACUUUCACUGCUCAUCCUCCACCUCAACCAGAACCAGGAGAAACCCAAUGUCAAGAAGCGCAAAGGAACCUUCAAAAAGCACAAGCUGAAGGGCAAGAACGGAGAGAAAAUCAGCAUGCCACAGGAUUUCAUCCAUAAAAUCACAGUGCAGGCAUCUCCAGGGCUGGAGAAGAGACGAAACUCUCCAGAUUUGGGGUCUCCUUCGAUUGGACCCCGCUUCCGUGCUAUCCAACUGAGCCCCAGUGACAGUAAGUGGAACUCAGUGUGGCCACUGGAGACUCUUCCCUUGAAGCAGCCAAAUGGAGAGCGCAGACUGGCCCCCCACUGGAGCCCCCAAAGCCCCAAAAGCCCCAAGAGCCCCAAAGUCCUGCGCCUCAGUCCACAUGAUUGCGGUCUGUCUAUGAGGGCGAGGCUGCUGGAGGUGGACAGCAAUGAGAAUGGAGACUCCAAAGAUGACUUUGAGGAGUACAGACCCACUACACCAGAACCAAGCCAGAAUGGCUCUAGCUUGGUUAAGGAGCCUUCCUGGACUGCUCUUCCAGAAGAGGAUUCCGGGAGUGAGGAGGGAUAUUUGUCCCACCGCAGUUCCCCAAACCCUGACUCCCGUUCCAGCAUUCCCCUACAUGCUAAAAGCACUCACCGGGCUUUGCUCAGUGGCGCCGCCGUGCUGGCCUCUGUGGCUCUGGGACGCCAUUUAGAGCCCCAGCAUCCACCAACACCCCCUCCACGAACAGCCCCCAGGACUAAUCCCCCUGCUCUGGAGCUGGAGCGGGAGCGCCCUCCAGUGACCGUAGAGGACUUGCCCACAGACCCAGCUGUUGUUGGGGAUCUAAUCACAUUUAGUACAGACUCUCUGCCUCGAGGGCUUUUUGAUGCCCCGUUGAAGCCCCCUGAAACCAAACCCUUACCCCUGACUCCCCCUCCCCCAAACCCCAGAGACAGGUCAGGUCGCCGGACCCCCCAGCACAGCUCCGCCGAGUGGAUCGCACAGGCAAAUGGAGAGCCAGCAAAUGAGGGUGUGAGUCAAACUGGAGAUAGAAGGAGAAGAUCCAGUCAUGGACUUUCCUCACAACUAGUGUUGGACCUUCCUUUGUGCCAAGACACUAUGGUGGAAGCAGACGACAAAUCCCCCACCCCGUUUGCUCUGUACCCGGACCCUCGCCUCUGGAGCCCCAAAACUCGCCGCCUGGAGGUCAACAUCAUCCCACGACCCCGGCCAUCCCCCAUACGGCCCCGGAUCGAUCCCUGGAGCUUCAUUUCUGCUGGUGGGACAGAAAAAAUCAACUCACGGAACAACUUCUCGGUUAGCAGCCCCACGAGUCCACGACUGGGGUACCAGCCUUCACCUACCAACCCCUUCACGAACUGCGACCCUUUUCCGUCCCCAGAUUGUGACCCUUUCAGCCUCAGGGCUGACCCCUCUGUUAACUCUGACCUUCCCUCACCCUUUGAUCCCUUCUCUGCACCUUUUCCCACCUCGCGCUCUGCACCAUGCUCCACUAACGGCAGCCCCAACCUUUCACUCAGGGUCGCUCCACUGAACCCAGCUGACUCCCCACUCAUUGACCUGGGCUGGGCGGGGGUCAGCAAGCCCCUAGCUGUUGCCAAAGAAAAAGUUUGCCCCAGGAGGGCUCUGGGUCUAAGUCCCUUCAGGUCGCCGACACAACUCAGAGACGACAGAUUCUGAACUUCAGAAGUGGAAGCCACAUUGUUAUCUGUAAAAUACACUUCAAAUCAAGACAGCGUGGCACCCAAGCAGCAACUGCCCUCAGUAUUUGGUGCUCUGGAGAUCUUUCAGUUCCUUUGGAAAGAGGAUAAAUGCACAACAGCUUUGGUUGACUUUGAAAAAAGUAAUGCCCCAAGCAGAUGUUUCUGUUCUUACAUUGUUGUCCUUAAAGCAACAGAACCUAAUGACAUUUGCACAUCUUUAUGAUGCAGAUUAUGCAUUCAGACAGAAUUAUUCUUAGUAUUCAACCUUACCAGCAUGGUGACACUGUAAACUGGGGAGCUUGCCCUUCUUAAAUCUUUAUUGCCUGUGAAUCCCAGAAACAGAGAAGCUGAAAUAUGCAUUCCUUUUAGAUGCCCUUUUCCAUUGGUUACCUUCAGCAAGCAAAAAUGCUCACGUGGCUAACUAUGAGCAAGAGCCAGAAAGAAAAGCCAGAGAGAAAGCUUUGCCUUGUGCAUGUUGCAAACUGGCAUUUCUAGGUUUUAUUCAUCAUUAGCUGUGUUUCCAUUUUUGGGUUGAGUUGCUCUUUUAAAACAGUGGUCCCUAAUAUCAGUUUAUUUGGGUUUCUUUACUUCAUAUUAAGCAGAAUGUUGUCCGCCUGCGUCUCUGCCUCAAAAUCUCAUUGUCUAAACAAUUGCCUUUGCUGCACUGGACCUUUGAAAAUCCAUAGCAGCUUGUUUCAGCCCAGUCCGCUUCUUGGCUUGCAUAUGCUAUUUUGACAAGACUUGAAAAACACUUUACCUUUCAUAGUUUCUCUUUUAUAGAGGGAAAGGUAACAUUCUAAGUACAAGGCUAAAGCACUGUUCUGCACAUAAGAACAAUGCUGCAGGGGAGAACAAAUCAGACUCGCUGAACAUUCUGCACAUGUGCCAAAGAAUAUAAAACUCAGGCCAACAGCACAUUGCUGCAUUGUAGCAUAAAUUGCAGGCCCUCUACAUUUACCGGUAGCCCAAACUAAAUUAGCACAUCAACAAGGCAGCAGUUAUUCAGAGAAUCAUUUCAAAUUAUUUUAAAACAUGUCAGCAGGUGUCAUUUUCACUGGGUAAAAAGUAACAAAAAUUGACAUCCAGCCUCUGCCCAAAAUGUGCUUCUUCUUAACAAGUGUUGCAAGGUCAGACAAGCUUUAUAGAAUGUUGAUCAAAUGCCAUUCAACCUAAUGUAUCUUAAUUUUGAGUGUUAAUGCUUAUUUCAAAUGCAUGUGGUCAAAUGUUAGAAUAGAUUGAGGGUCUAUCCAAGCCGUGCCAUCAUUUGCACAAUGGCAAAUUUGUAGUUGUUGUUUUAAAGUUACGAUUUGCUACAAGAAUAUAGUCCAAACCCAAAAUGCUUAUCCGAACCUGAUGGAACUCGACUUCUCGUGUUGGGUUUAGAUGGGUUCAGAGAUUGUUACAUAUGCACUUUACAUCCAAAAGUAUCUGGAAGCCCAUUCUAAUUAGUAAAUGGAGCAGAUUAAGGUCACCCAUUGCUGAAAUAGGUGUUCAGUUGCACAUACAGCUUGUAUGAUCUCCACAGAAAAGCACUGGCCAAUAGAAUAGGAUGCUCUAGAGCUGUCGCACCAUGCCCAGUGCCAAGUAUGGGCUAAAGGUGUAUAAAGCCCCGGUGGAGCAAGUUAAGUGCGUUCUCUGGAGUGAUGGAGCUCCAUCCAGUACUUUUGGAUACAAAAGUACCAGAACAAAAAUAUUAAUCCAGUUGUUCCCAAACUUUUGGACAUCAUGUGUAAUUUGCAUGCUCGGACAGGCAAUUGCUGCGAUGAUGGGCUAGUUAGGAUCCGUUUCUAUUAAAUUUAUUUGAGCUUGGGUUAAUUUAGGAGACAAUUCAUUAGCUUAAAGCCUGACUAAAGCUGUAGUCCAGCUCAGUAGCAUAGCAUUUUAAAUUGUACAUGAUUAUAUCAUUAUAACAUUAUAACUAAUAUAUCUAAACUCUAAACUAAGAUCUCUGCAGGUUUUUAGUCAGUUGUACAUUUUUGCCACUGUUCUCUAAAGUUUGUCCAACCUGACAACGUUUGCCAUGACAGAAUGCAGUUAUGUGUAGAGCCUGAAUAGAUUAGUGGAAAACACCCCAUUAUUAUAUUGUAGUGGUUUAUUUGUAUUGUAUCCUCUUUUAAACUUGUAGUGCUGGAGGGAUUGUUUUCAUUCUGCGAUUCUCGUCAGCACUUUAGACAAAUUAUCCAAGAGAAGGAGUCACACCGGAGACAUUAUUCUCUCUGAUUUGACCAGAAACUUGUAGCUAAUUGAUUUCAGCCAGAGUGACAUGAGCUCCAACACAAACAGACACCACCGGGUUUUUCCCUGAGACUAAUUAACUUUAAUUAACUCGAUGUCUAACAGCAAAGAAAUCAAAGUGUAGCUUGAUCACCUUGGCCAGACUGGCUUCUUCUAAUUUGAGCCCCAAAGUAUGGUGCUACAAAUCUUCUUUAAACUACUGACUGGAGGUCUCGAUGCAUAGAACGUCUCCUCUACCUCUUAUGUGAUCAUAGCGAUAUUGUGCAUGUACUGUACUGAGAAAGAUUCUUAUCUUUUAUCUGUUGUUUUUUUCAUCCGUGAAAUUCCUUCUUGAGCCCAGACGUAACGAGGAGAGGGGUUGAUAUAACAGGAAUUAGUAUUUUUUCCCCUUUCAAAAGUAUUUUUCCCCCUUUCAUUCUACAGCUGUACAGCUUAUAACAGGGAAGUGCUGACAGUUUUUCCUAUUUGUGGGCAUGUAUUUGAAGUGAUAAGUUCAGAUUUUUUUAGCAUUAUUAUAAGAAUUUCUUUUGCUGGAGUGACAUCUUACAUUCCACUUCAGCCUCAUUCCCCCGAAGUGACCUCUGGGUUGUCUGCCAUGAUCACAUAUAAUCGCUGCUCGGUUCCCUCUUCAAACAAGGAGAGUAAUUUCAGCUCCUUUGGCUGAGGCUGCGGAGAAUUCAGCCCGUAACAUCAAAGCGUCCCUGGAGGUUUUUUGACUGCUGUGUUAUUGCCUCUGUUCCCAAAGUGCACAGAAAGUGAGCCUCACUCACUGUGCCGAAAUCCUGUGAGCAUAGGGUUAGGGCAGCAGUCCUGCUGUAAGCAUUAACUUAGUGUGAAAGGCGAAUGCAGUCAAAGUCUGUAGAGAGUCUGAGUACAGAGGAAAUGUGACAUUAACAGGGGGUCAUUCUGAAAUUGAUCCACGUUCUGUUUGAAAGUUUGGACAAGCUUUACUGAAGUUGGAGAAAAGUCUCGUUCGGCCUGAUGAGAAACUUCAGCACACAACUUAUUUUUUGCCAUAGUAUGUACAUUAAGAUUGUAUUAUUAACUUCAAUUGAUAUUAUUUAAUCUUGGAAAAAAGCUCACACUUUUAGGAUAGAUUGAAGAUUUUUUCAUGUGAUCAUGUUUUAAAACAUAUGGCUGCUAAGUUGGACCCUGUGUUCCCUCAGAUUUUUGUAUUAUACAUCUCACUUCAAUACAGUAUGUUAAGAAACCUAUAAAAGGGUCCUGGUUGAGGUCUUUGGGUCACCAAAGGUAACAGCGAGUGAGUCAAACAGCUUGCUAAGCACACUUUCUAAUGCAAACCGUUUUUUGGGAAGUCUGAGUGCUUCAGUUUAGGUGCAUUGCCCUUCUUUCUUGGUUGUGUACACAACUAGCCAUUAGCUCGCUAACUAGCAAGUUAUCAGAGUACAGUAACAAAUAUAAACAGGAAUAGAUGAAGUAGUUUACUACAUGAAGCACAGUUUGAAAGUGUCAAGAAGGCAUAGGUCUGGCUUCUAAGUCUGAUAUCAACGAUUCAAAAACAGAAAGCAUAGCAGUAUAUGGCUCUCUACAUUUACCUAACUUGGCAAAGUUGUAUGCUACAGUUUCUGAUUAGGUUUCAUUUUUGUUCCCUUCAGAAAAGUUGAAGUUGAAGUAUUUAAUUAAGGUAUAUGUAAAUAACUUUACCGUAUGCUUUUCUGAGCAUACUGUGGAUUUCAUUGGCACUCAAAAAUCACUUUUAAUUAAAAAGAGAGCUUAAUUAGUCCGGUUUGUUUUAGUGCAGCACCGUGUGUGUUGAAUACUUUUAAGUAGUUGGAUUCAUAGUCUUGCUAGUAUGUUUAAAAUGUGGCACCACUUUGUCUGUUCUAACUUAUCUGAUUUACAGAUCAAAAUGACAUAUUGCCACGUAUAUCAUAAAAACGUCCGCAUCAUGAUGUUAAAUUUUCCCAUAUAGUGUCUUCUGUCAAUGAGACGCCUGCUAUUCUUAGCCUCAUACAUAAUAAGUGUAAGCAACAGUCUUCAGUGGGAAUGCUGCCUAGUUGAGGAAUCUUGAUGUACAGUACAGCUUAUCCCUGACCUUUCUUCAGUUGUUGACUCUCAGAUGAAUCCGUCUGCUUGCUGCUGAGCAACCAACACGUUAAAAAGCUGCUGUUGUCUCUCCAGAUAGACAUUGCACCCUCCAAAUUUCCCCCUCUAAGUUCAGUUAGCCUUAACCCUAUCUCUGAAACAACCAUGGUUUUACACUGUUUAGUGUUAGCAUCUGUGAGGGUGACUCCCUCAUGGUGAGUGUCAGCACUGUGGCUGCCCUGUUCUUUUUUGAUGCCAAAGAUGAAUGCCUGUGAGAUUUGUAGUUUGGUUUCUUGCUCUUCAGUUGUUCUGAGAUUGACUAUUAUUUUCGCAGGGAGGUGAUUUAGCAAAACUGAAGAAAACAGUAUUUUAGAGUUCAAAGUGGUCUUUGUGAGAAAGCCAUGUCAAAAGGCUGUAUAACUGUGGCUAGACCUCCCGUCAGUGUGCAGUUUUGUCAGUAGCGUCCAAAUAUGUUUCAGUCGAGCUUUUUUCAGUUUAGCGUUUCUCACAGUAAAUUUGCUGCCACAUUUUCAAAAAUGCAGAGGCAGAAGGAUGUUUCCCUGGCCAGCGGUUCAGAAAUCCAUUAACUCAUCUCUGUUCAAAUCAAGCUCGAAUUGAGCCCUACCUCAGCCCCUCAGACCAUUCAACACAGGCUACGUUUUCAUGCGAAUGUUACACAUACCGUUGUUUUUUCAUGCGAACACCUAGUUGACAUCAGUGCUGUCAAAAACCUUUGUAGAAAAACGGAUGAUUCCUGGUGUAUUGUCAGUUUUUAGUACACACUAAUGGACAGAUAAAGGAGGAUGAUUUGUGAGUAGGCUUUGUGAGUCGAUUAGCCAUCCUGCUCUCUCAGGCAUUGUGCGGUUCUGUCAUUGCUAAUCACUGUCUAGCACUAGAGACAGAAAAUUCAGCUCUACUUUUGCUGAGAAACUUCUAGUGGUUUAUUGAUCCAUGUACAUGCAAUGAAAUUCAAAAUUGAGGCCUGAUAUUCUGCAAAUAGAGAACCUUAAAAGAAUACUUUAGCUAGAAAAGCUAACAUGUCUAAGAUGAUGAGUAGCCAGCAGGGCAAGAAAGCUUGAAAUUGUUCACUGAGCUAAAGGAAAAUGUUUUAAUGCUAAUUUUUAAAAAGAACCAUCCCCUUCCUUUAAAAGCUUGGACUUUUUGUGACUCGGGAACAGUUUAAAAGUUAUAGAUAACGGAUGAGGCUGGUGAUGAUAUCGCCAUCAUAAUGCCAUGUCUGCAAACCUCCGGUGAAGCUAAAAAUCCUCUCUGCGCACCAACAUUAGCAUAAGUUGCCAUUUAGUUCUGGCAUCUGAAACAUUAGCAUUAUCUCUCCUGCGUUUUUAGUGGCGGUUUACAAGGUCACCAUCUGCUGGCCUCAUUUCGGAGAUAACAAUUAGUUCUUAAAUCAAAUAAAUUGAACGUGGGAGUGUGUUUCCAAGGCAACAACUCCCGCAUGCUUGUGAUGGACCCCUGGGUCAGACUGAACAGGUGUGCGUACACCUAAAGCCCAGUUGACAUUUAUCUCAGCCAUCAUAUCCAGACUUAUUUAUUGGCAACAUCUUGUCCUCUGCUGUUAAGUGGUUCUUUCUUGGGGCUUUUAAUGCAUGAAUGUGUGGCAAACAAUCCUUUGCUUUUCAGCAGGUAGUGGUAGUUCCAGUCAGUAGCCAAUAGUUAUGGAAAAAUCCUCAGAAGACACUGUUGUCAUUCCAUGUGCCAAAGAAAGACUUUGUGAUCUAAAAGUUAAACUGCUUCUAAGCCAUGUUGCGUGGGGAGGGGGUGGUGCUGUGAGUGAGAAUAUCUGGCAUUUCUUCAUUUAGUCCAGGCUGUACUGUGGAAACAGGGUUGGAAUUAGCAGCGCUAGGUUAAUUUCCUUGCAGAAGCUUUGCCUUUAAAGGAGCAUUCUGACAUAAAACUAGCUUUUGGUAUACUGUGUUAGCCCUCAGCCUCAUUGGUUUGACAGAAUCCACCAUGAUAUAUCUGUAUUAGAAUAUUCAAGUGUGCAGUACACACAUACAUCAUGUAAUUAUUGGGAAUCGCCCCCAUGGUGAUAAAGAAAUCUACAAUAUGUUGCUGUUCAAAAAGAAAACGAGUAUCUCCAAAAUACAUUUACAUUUAACUCAUAAUGUUAUUUAAUGCAGAAACAUUCUAUCUCAAUUAAUUUUGUGGCAUUUCUAUCCAUUCGUCAUUACGUUUUUACGCGAUGUAAAGAAGGACAGUUGCUGUGCUCAGAUCAAACAAGCAGAUACAUGUUUUUUUUUUCCAACAGCAACAAUAUAUAGCGCUGAUGUGGAGGCUAAUAAACGUAGUUGUGAAAUGGGGCUUUGUAACAGUAGCUUUAGCUACCCUCUACAUUUGUCAGCCAGUGGUAAAACCAAUCAAACAGCCUGUCUUCAUGUUUCCGGUCUAGAGUUUCAAGUGUGAUGCCUAUCUUCAAGAUGCAUCAUCAGAAAGAAUCUUUAAAUGGAAAAGUAUCACUAAUGACUAUUGUGGCACCACUGUAGGAGUGCCCCUUUAAUGCUGUUGCUGUUUUGUUUAGUGCCAACCACAAUCAACUCCAGCACUUUGUGUCUGAAAUCAUAGAGCUUGUGGCCUGUAGAAUCAUAGUACUGUGCUAAAAUCCCCUGUGACAGAGAUUUUUUUUAAAGAGAGAUUUAAAUAUAUUUAUUAAGGCCUUUUAGACACUGGAUUAAAGAUAUUUGAAAGGGCCUGAGACAGAUUCCUCAUCAGGAUGCUUUGUAUAUCGUAUUUUAUAUUUUACUUCACUGGAGUAUGUGAUGAAGUAUGAGUGCUGCAAAGGGACAAAUCAAACUAUGUCUAUGUGUAAUCAGUGAUAGACCAAUUGCUCAGAUAUUGCCUGAGUACAUGUGCCUUGAUUCACAAAGGUUAUGAUUUCCACCUUUUUUUUUCUUCACAUCGUUUUUCCUCCAUUCCUUUUCUGGGAUGAGACUUGGAAGGUGCAAAAAAAGAAAAACAAAACAAAAAAACACUUCGGAUGGCCCUCUCAGACACCUUCAUGGACACAGUAAACCCUGCAGAUGUUUUGAAGAGAUCUUGGACUUCUGGGAUUCUGAAUAUUCUCUGUGACCAUGACAUCAGCCGUCUGCUUUUUUUUCUCAAGAACACCCGAUUUUGCUCCUUUUGUUCAUUUGUUUUAAUUUUAGGCUUUAUUGUGAUACUAUAUUCUUCAAAAAGUUGUGUGUUGACUUACGUUUAUGGAAGAUCAAGUUUGAUUUAUUAUUUUUUCCCCUCCCACUGGGCUUUGUGUUUUUGCCUUCGUUGUGUGUUUUGUGAUUUGACAUACUGGGCUGGGCCUAAUCAUUCUAUGACUUUGUGUUUCAAAGAGUGUGUGUGUGUGUGUGUGUGUGUGUGUGUGUGUGUGUGUGUGACAGACAGAGAGAGAGAGAGUGAGCGAGCGAGCAAAGUGAGAGAACAAGUAUAUGUUUUAUGUAUGUAUAAAUUGUUUUGUUUUGCCUGUUAUAUUGAGUUUUAACCUGUGGAACAUUAAGAAAAUGGAAAGAGAAGAAACGAGACCAAAUAAAGUUUAACAUGACCUUCAGAAUUCUCUGCUGGAGAAUCCCUUUACAGACCAUCUUAAUCUGAAUUAGAAAUUCGGGAAUAAUUCAAUUAAAUCUUUUUUUAAAGCUACAAUGCAUACAUUUUGGGGAUUUGGAGACCUCUCUGGUGAAAAUGAGUAACUGUAUGCAACAUGGGUUGUGUUUUGGACCUGACUGAAUGAAUGUAAUGAUUGAGAGCACAUCGAGAGCAUUCAAAGAGAAUACAGUCAAAACUUGGUGAAGGACAUGUCUUCUGAGGAUGUGAGUAAACAGUCUACUGUUAUCAUCAAAUCUUCAUCACUGAAAUGUUGAUUUUGCAUUUGAGACCUAAACAUCUGAACCCGUGCUUGUGACAUUAAACAUGAAGAUGUGGUUUGAAAAA